This is a messenger RNA of Acanthochromis polyacanthus (spiny chromis), 1580 nucleotides long. RefSeq names its product syntaxin-2-like. The coding region runs from base 167 to 964 and encodes 265 amino acids. The transcript is spliced from 9 exons. Gene Ontology annotation, molecular function: SNARE binding; SNAP receptor activity. NCBI's taxonomy places the organism in Eukaryota, Metazoa, Chordata, Actinopteri, Pomacentridae. The record is from RefSeq and is a predicted model, not a curated record. Gene Ontology annotation, cellular component: SNARE complex; synaptic vesicle; plasma membrane. Gene Ontology annotation, biological process: exocytosis; synaptic vesicle fusion to presynaptic active zone membrane; intracellular protein transport.
GACGAUUCAGUGAUGUGAUUGGUCGGAAGUUGUAACGUCUCCUCGUGUGUUACCAUGGUGAUCUCUCCUGUUUAAAUUGAGCCUUUGUGUUUACUGAAAAUAACACCUAGUAAACUAACUUUGUGUCGUGUUUCGAGCAUCAGCAGCAGCAGGAUGAUAUGACCAUAUGGACAUGACAACAACAGACAUCUCGGUCAACAUGGAGGAUUUUUUCAAACAGGUGGCCGAGGUGAGAGAUGUCAUCGAAAAAAUUGCCCGUCAGACGGAGGAGAUGGAGAGAAGACAUGGUGCCAUCCUGUCCUCUCCAAACCAAGGGAAGGGAAGCAAAGAUGAACUGGAGCAGCUGAACAACGACACCAAGAAGAACGCCACUUUGGUCCGAGCCAUGUUAAAAUCAAUGCAGACAAACUGGCCUGCGGAUAAGAACGGCAGAGAUUCCUCAGUAAUCCUACGAAUUAGGAGCAACCAGCACUCGCACCUGACUCGGUGGUUCGCUGAAGUCAUGAGGAGCUACCACGAGGCACAAAUCUCCUUCAGAGAGAAAUGCAAGGCGCAGAUUCAGAGGCAGCUAGAGAUCGUGGAUAAAGUUACUACAGAUGAAGAGUUGGAGGAGAUGCUGCACCGGGAUGAUCUCACCAUCUUCAUAUCUGAUAUCAGCUCUGGUACUCGUAUUUCCAGCCAGGCUCUGAAUGAGAUUGAAUGUCGACAUCAGGACAUCAUGUGCCUCGAGUCCAGCAUCAAAGAGCUGCACGAGAUAUUUCUGGACACCGCCAUGCUGUUAGAGAUUCAGGGGGACUUAAUUAACAACAUAGAAAAGAACGUCAUGAGUGCUGCAGAGUAUGUAGACGCUUCUAUAACAGAAACCCAGAAAGCGGCCGAAUACAAGAAAAAUCCUUACAAGCUGGCAUUCCUCCCAAACUUCUUAAGACGGUCCAAGAGGAAAGAUCUGCAGCUUAAACCGUGACUCACCUUCUGACCUGUUUGAACACUGACUGCACCUGAUGUCCUGAUCAGCAUCAAAGCCUGCGUCCGAUGGGAGUCACUUUCAUCUGAUUCACGCUGCCCGUUUGCCCCUUCAGCUUCUUCCUAAAGGAUAUUGAUGAAUCUGUUUUUAGCUUAAUUGUGACCCGAAAAUCUGCUGUCAAAUGAAAGUGAAGAGAAGCUGUGGACAACCCUUAUAGGUGGAUUUUGAAGAGGACAAAUGCAGCCACAGGACUUGAAAAUCUAACCCAAAAAAAUGAUUUCGACUUGUCAAUCAAUGCUUACAGACUCAGUCCUUUUAGUGUUGGUUCCAAACAUGCCACAGAUCUCAUUAUAGUUCCUAAAUUUGUUGAGACAAUCUUAUAUUUUUAUGCAGAGCGACCCAGGCAGUUGGUGGCACUGCAACAUUAUUGUAGCUGCAGCUUUGACCAGCUUUUACCUUCCCUCCUCUCUGCAGUGAUGCUAAACUCUGGUGCUUAUUAUUUGUGGUGCUCGGUUGUGUGCUUUUUUUUUGUGCAUUCUGCUAUAUAAUGGAACAUUGUGUUAUCUCUACAGAUAAACUGCCCAAAUAAACCUUUGAUUAAUGAUGCAGAACAUAA